This is a messenger RNA of Rhopilema esculentum, 3025 nucleotides long. RefSeq names its product protein-serine O-palmitoleoyltransferase porcupine. Gene Ontology annotation, biological process: lipid modification; Wnt protein secretion; protein palmitoylation. The record is from RefSeq and is a predicted model, not a curated record. Gene Ontology annotation, cellular component: membrane; endoplasmic reticulum. Gene Ontology annotation, molecular function: Wnt-protein binding; palmitoleoyltransferase activity. NCBI's taxonomy places the organism in Eukaryota, Metazoa, Cnidaria, Scyphozoa, Rhizostomeae, Rhizostomatidae.
CGGAAAUCGUUCAUUCUUUUGAAGAUUGAUGCUCUUCCGAUUUGGAUUAAAAACUCGAACAGUUUUUCAAGGCAACAUAGAAAAUCAUUUGGUUAAGCAGCGAAUGGCUGGAAUUUGUCUAAGUACUGCCAAUGUCACCCGCCUUUUCUUAUCACCAUCUAUUGAAGGAACACAUCUUUUGAUAGGGUCGUCACCAUAGGCCUAUGAUAAAGGCUGAAAGAGAUCAAGAGAGUGCCUCUGCCUACAAAAAUGGAACACGAAUUUUAUGAAUACGAUGAUGUUGACGAUCAGGCUGCCUUGUCAGGACAAUAUCACGAUUCGGAAGCUUAUUAUGACGAUGAAAAUGAGUUGCUGCAACAACUAAUGCAACAAGAACACCAUAGAAUAGCUAGUGAAUUUAGUGUUUGGAAUGAAUGUUUGUGGCCUACUCUUUCCCAAGGGUUGCAGUCCCUUUGGCUCCUUUUGGUACUGUGCCUGGUGUUGAGACUGCUGUGGCUUCUGAGACUGAACCAAAAACUGCUCCAUUUCUUUUCAUUUGUUUUUGGCUUCAUAGCGUUGUGGCAUUUUUAUGAACAGUCAACUGGAUAUGUCAUGUUACUUGCAAUGGCUGGCCAUAUUUGCCUUUCCACCAACCAAACAGGCCGUGGUGGAUUUCUUGCAUUUUUCUCCGUCGUUUUUAUGCUGUCUUGUGAAAAAUUCUUUGUUGGUGAAAUGGAAUGGAAUAAGAUAAGAGGCUCUGUAAUGAUUGUUGCAAUGAAGUUGAUUUCUAUUGGAUAUGGAAAGAAAAACAGUGAGCUCCUAAGUUUGAAUGCAGCUAGCUACUAUGGAUAUGUGCUAAAUCCUGCAAGCAUCAUCUUUGGGCCUUUUGUGACAUUUAGUGAAUACAUGCAGCUAUUUAAGCCACAGCCUUUAACUUUUAACUGGUUCUUGAAUAUUGUAAGAACUAUGGUUCUGUCUGCUGUGUGUCUUCUGUGGUCCACAUGUGGUACAACAUAUGUUAUUCCAAAGCUAGGCUCAAACAUAUGGAUAGAUGCUUACAAAGAUGCCAAUGGUUUUAGGUUCAGCAAUUACUUUGUAAGUUACACAUCAGAGCUUACCUGCAUUGCUAUGGGAAUCAUAAGAAUUUUUCCACCAGAUGGUGUCUCAACAGAAAAGGAAAACAAAGACGUUGGAGAUAAUUGUGUUGUGAAUGACCAGAAUGCAAAUGAUGCUAACUGUGAAAAGUCAGAAUCAAGUCUACAACAGCAAGAAGAAACGCAACAAAGUUUUAUAGAAUGGAAAUAUCCUGUCUCUAAACCAAUAUCUGUUGAGAUUCCACGUUCCUUGGGGGAAGUUGUAACUAACUGGAACUUACCAAUGCAUUACUGGUUAAAAAAUUAUGUUUUCAAGACGUCAAGACAUUUAGGCACAUUCCCUGCCAUAUUAUUGACAUAUUUUGCAAGCUCGCUGCUUCACGGACUAAAUUUUCAGCUAUCUGUUAUUUUGCUGUCUAUUGGAGUGUUUGCCUUCAUUGAAAACAGUGCAAGAAAAACCCUUGCCUCUGCAUUCGGUGCCUGUAUUGAGGCAAGGAGGUGCAGAAAGAGUUGUACACAUCGGUAUAAACAGGGAAAUUUCUGGGUGACGUGUGCAAAUUUGGCAUUUGGCUUUAUUGCAGUUUGGAACCUGGCAUAUCUUGGCUGCCUUUUUGAUAACGAUCCAGACGUGCAAGACAAGGGCUACUCGAUGUCACAUGCAUUGAGAAAAUGGGCGGCACUUGGUUUUAUUUGCCAUUACUUCAUGUUAGCAGUCUUUUUAUUGAACAAGCUGAUAAAAGAUGGCACCUUCUUCUCUCUACCACGCUGGCUUCAUUCAAGAAAGAGUGUGGCACAUGAUCCAUCACCUCCGGUAUCUGCUCGUUGAAAGAGUUUUUCUAUCUUAUAGUCUUUGGUAGAUUUCUUUUGCGGAAGUGGUUCUUUUGCGGAUUUCAAUUCACAGUUUGUAUACAAUGGAAAGUUGCACUGUUUGAAGUAUCCUAAAAAUAAUGUCAUCCCUUGUAGAAAUGGCAUGAAAAGGUAACUGCUCAAGGGGUACCGUUGAAAACAUCCGGAGCUGUUUUUGAUGUGCAUCCACUUUGUAUGUAAACAAUUAAUGUAGGAGCUUGUGGUGAAAAACUGCUAGAAAGCAGAUUUUGUACUUAGGCCAUUGGGACUAGAGCCUCAAGGUCUUGAAAUCUUGCUUUUGCCGUAUAUAUUGAUAGAAGAAAUUGUAGGUUCACUUGAAUUGGCACCUACAGCUACAACUGCCAAACAUCUGAGCUUUUCGAGAACGCAGUUUAACGUCAGAGUGAAACAACGAGCUAACAGUUAUGGGAGUAUUUAACUUUUUUGGAUCUCCAGACCCUAUCUAUAUCAAGUUAAUGUUGAUUAAUAAGAUUUUAAAUAUUUCAUAUAUUCAUUACCAAUAAAUUCAUGUCAAGUAUUUUUUAUAGUACACCAACUUAAAAACGUCUCACAUCGUUGGCUAGGCUAUAAGAUAUUCCAUUGUAUUUUGAGAUAGUUUGAAAACGAGAAUAGCACUCCACCUUAGCAAUGAUAAAGCAAGAGAGUGUAGCGGCUAUAGUGCAUGAAGUCAUACGGUGCUGAGCUCAUUGAAUAUUCUUUUGUGGCUGAAGAUGCUAAAGAACUACUGUAAAAACCAACUUAUCCGUACCAAGACGAAUGCAGCAAAAUAAAGCGCUCUUUCUCCGUAGAAUGUCUCCAAAUGGUCAAUGGAGAUUUUUCUCAGGUCCUUUUAUAAUUUAUUCUUACACAAAAUUAAAAUUGACAAUUUCUAUAAUGUAAUGUUAUUUUCAUUUCGAAACUUUUAAGCAUUUAAUGUUAAAAUGUAGAAAAAUUUUCAGAUAAGUAGCAUCAUUCGUAAAAGAAAAAAUUCACCAGCAAAAUUAAGUUUUUUAUAUGUUUGGAAUUUCAAAUGCAGAUGGAAUUUUUUGACAAAAGUAAACCAUUUUGUGUAGUUAUUGUAAAAUUAUUCGAUCUUUUUUAGUAAA